Molecule: messenger RNA, 2359 nt
Organism: Cyanistes caeruleus (blue tit)
Lineage: Eukaryota; Metazoa; Chordata; Aves; Passeriformes; Paridae
Gene: TRMT6
Product: tRNA methyltransferase 6 non-catalytic subunit
Biological process (GO): tRNA methylation
Cellular component (GO): nucleus; tRNA (m1A) methyltransferase complex
Source: RefSeq, a predicted model, not a curated record
AAGGGGGUUUUGCGUUGUCGGUGUCAAACUGGUGCUGAUUGAAGAGGAGCCUGAACAGCGAGUGGUCGCAGUGACGCUCAGCUCGCCGUGGCACGCAAUUUCUGCCAACUGGCAUAGCAAGAAAGCGCCCGCAGCCCAGCAGGGAAUGCUAAAGUCGUUGGACACAGCCUGGGCUCAUCCCCUGGCAGCAGAGAAUUUUGUAGACCAGUGUGUAGAAGUCAGUGUCAGAAAAAUAAUUUUUGAGAAGCAGUGGUUCUACCUGGAUAAUGCCAUCGGACAUAUUUAUGGAACUACCUUUGAAGUAACCAGUGGUGGGAACCUCCAGCCAAAGCAAGAGGUGGAAGAGACUACCACAGAAACAAAGGAAGCAGGGACAGAUAAUCGUAACAUAGUUGACGAUGGGAAGUCUCAAAAACUGACUCAUGAUGACAUAAAGGCUUUGAAGGACAAGGGUAUUAAAGGACAGGAAAUAGUUCAACAGUUAAUAGAGAACAGUACAACAUUCAGAGACAAAACAGAAUUUGCUCAAGAUAAAUACAUAAAGAAGAAGAAAAAAAAAUAUGAGGCGGUUAUUACAAUUGUGAAACCAUCCACUCGCAUCCUUUCAACCAUGUAUUAUGCAAGGGAACCUGGAAAAAUUAACCACCUGAGAUACGACACCCUGGCUCAGAUGCUGACUUUGGGAAACAUCCACGCUGGCAACAAGAUGAUUGUCAUGGAAACGUGUGCAGGCCUGGUGCUGGGGGCUGUGAUGGAGAGAAUGGGGGGCUAUGGAUCCAUCAUUCAGAUGUACCCAGGAGGGGGGCCUGUUAGAGCUGCCACCAGUUGUUUUGGAUUUCCCAAACCUUUUUUUGACAAUCUUCAUGAAUUUCCUCUCAGCAAAGUGGAGAGUCUCCUGUCUGGGACAUUCACUACAGAGACUCUGCCUUCAGACCCUGAGGAGAACACACUGGUGGAAGAGGAAAGCAAUGGAUUGAGUGAGGAGAAACAGACUUCCCUGCAGGAAACAGAGGAGGAACCUGCUCCUGAAGCACCUAUGGAGAUCAAUCCAGCAGAAGAGCAAGACACAAUGGACAUUAAUGCUGAAGAUGUAGAAUUUAAAGAGAACAAAGAAAAAGAAAAUAAAGAAAAUGUUCGGGAAAAGCAAAUGAAACAGUGGGAGAGAAGGAAAAAGCUGAAAGAAGCUGCUGCUUUGCUGAGUGAGAAGAAUGCUGAUGGCUUAAUUGUAGCCAGCAAGUUUCAUCCCACACCCCUGUUACUUUCUUUAUUGGAAUUUGUUGCUCCUUCGAGGCCUUUUGUUGUCUACUGCCAAUAUAAAGAGCCAUUAUUAGAGUGUUACACCAAGCUGAGAGAAAGAGGUGGAGUCAUCAACCUGAAACUAUCUGAAACCUGGCUACGGAACUACCAGGUUUUGCCGGAUCGCAGCCAUCCCAAGCUGACCAUGAGCGGAGGUGGGGGGUACCUCCUGUCUGGCAUCACUGUCAUCUUGGAGAAGGGCAAAGCUGAUUCCAGUAACUCAGAAGCACUGAAAAUGGAGGAGCCAUCAUCUAAAAGAUGCAGACUGCAAGACCUUCCUUGUUAACAUUUAGAGAACUGACUUGUGGUUUAGAUCUCAGGAGUUUAAUGAAAUAACAAGUCCUUUCUGUGCUGUUGGCAGCACAGGGCUGUGCCUGUCAUGCAUCUGUCAGAGAAAGCAGCAGAACUGCAGGGGAGGGAGGACUGUCCUGCUCCUUAGCACUUCACAUCACCUGAAUGUCAAGGAAAACCCUUGGGAGCAAACAUCCCACUGAACUCACAGGAACUUCAAGAAGGAGAGAAGAUGAAGAGAAGACAAAGCCUCAGUGCAGGCAUUCUGUUUGUUUGUAAGCAGGCUUAGCUUUCCAUUCUCCCAGAAAGGCAUCGGAGGAUUCUCCUCAGGAUUCCAGGUGGUGAUCUGCUCCCCCUUUGGACACAGAACUCGGCUCUCUCCAGUAAUUUAAAAAAGUAGAAUGAACAGCAAAAAUCAUACAUGUUUUUCUCCAAAGGAACAAUAAAAAGACAAAUCUAAUAGUAAAGAUGACCCCAUGCUUACAGCAUGACUCCAUGUUUUCCUGAAAUAUAUACAGAGGAGAAAGUGCAUGUUCUUAAAUUAAAAUACUAAAUAUUUAAAAAAUGUCACUAUUAGUAUUGUCUGUCAUUUUCCAAGACAUUUUCUGAGAGUUGCUGUAUGUUUUUAAGAUAUUACUAUUUUGAAAACUGCUGUAUGUAUAUUUAUUUAUUCUACUGUUGGAUCUUUCAGAUGUUGGGCUUUUUUUAUUAAUUUUUUUUAACUUUGCAUUUGCCAUUUAAAUUAAACUACAGGGUAUUUUCCCUAAAGAGA